GGCUCUUUCGUCUAUGCCCAAUCUGUCAUCGGGCAAAGAAUGUCUGAGGCAGCUGGCUUUCUAGGCACUCUGUUCAGCCCCAACAACUGCUUUUGUGGACAUAGGGCUGGAUUCUCCAUACAGCUGAGGUAGCGGAAGUGAACGCAAUAUCAUACUACAAAAUCUGACGACCUAAUCCCCUCUACCGACUUAUCCCUUCCAUUAAAACCACACGUCGCGUCUAGGUCACCUCACAAAAUAGCCAGCACGGAAGCUGAUAACAUGGUUGAACAGCUAUCUGUGCCGCACCAACAUACCCCCAGCCUUCAAGAGGUCGUGCAAGGUCUUGAUGACACCCAACUCGCCGCCAGCCUAAGAGGAAUUGAUGACGAUCAAGUUCAGCGCAUCGUCCAGUGCUUGCAUGGCCUUAACAACUAUGGAAAUCAGCGCCUUGAACAGAGCGGAGUUCAAUCUUGGGCCCGAGAUGCUCAAGCAAUCAGCCCAUACUACCCCCAUCCAGCGACAGGGUACUACAUUUAGCUAUGAACUUUGGUGGGCACCUGUUAUAUGGUACCCCACGUGGUAUUAUGUGCCGCUCACUCGUUAUAGAGUCCCCAACAGGUCACGCGGUUGAACUCAUUCGAGUCUUGUUUAGUGAGACAUGUAGUACGUUGGCGUGUUCACAUUGGUUUGUUGUUCACAUCGAGA
Molecule: messenger RNA, 687 nt
Organism: Fusarium redolens
Lineage: Eukaryota; Fungi; Ascomycota; Sordariomycetes; Hypocreales; Nectriaceae
Exons: 4
Coding region: 262-519 (85 amino acids)
Source: RefSeq, a predicted model, not a curated record